CCUACUGAUCCUCCCCAUACCUCCUCGCGCCGUGGAAAGAUCACGACGCAAGGUCUCCAGUUUUUCGUCAGCCCCCGGGCGCCGUCUCCGGGCCGGGGGGCUGUCCGCGUUGCAGAAAAACACGGCUUACACCUGUGGGGCCGUCCAUUUCCAAAACGGGGAUCUUGCUGGACACCUUUCGGAACUGUAUGAUCGCAACCUGGCGCGUUCCUUCUUAGUUGCUGGAAGGAUGCGCGGCAAUUAAUUCCUGUUUAGGGGCGGCCUCGCGACCUCUCGAGCCUGCGCAGGGCGCGGGCGCGGGAGCGCGGCAGCCGAGCCGACUGCGUGGCACUCCGCUCUCGAGCCCUCGGGCCCACUCCUCCUUCCCCUCCUUCCACAGCCGUUGUCGCCAUCGAUGCAGCCGCUGCAGCCUCUGACUCGAGGGCGGUGGUGCGUUCUUCUCCGCCGCCGAUGUUGCGCAGGUCCUUCCGCAGCCGUUUGGCCCCAAGGCAGCCGACCUCUGACAACGGCAUCCAUCCGACAACACCACACGACUGUACAUCCCUGCGCCCCUGCGGCAGGGGCACCAUGGCGCGCCUCGCCUUCCUGGGCGCGGCCUGCCUGCUGUCUGCGCCCGCGCACGGCCUCGGCAUCCAGAGCCACAGCCACGGCCUGUGGCCCUGGUCGCACCGCCCAGCGAAGCCGGCCCGGAAGGAGGCAGCGCCCAAGGCAGAGGAGCAGCCGGCGGCGCAGCUCCAGGAGCAGGUGGCCGCGGCCCCUGUCCAGCUGCAGCAGAGCUCUGGGUCCGCGGCGGCACAGCUGAACCGGUCCUCGGAGGCGAAGAAGGAAGCGGUGGUGGUCGACGAGGCCGGCAACCGGAUGCUCCACAGGUGGGUCAAGACUGGGCCCGCGGAGGCGCAGGAAGUGAAGAGCCUUUUCCAGAAUGACACGUGGGUCCAGGAGAAGCUGCACAAGAGCUGCGGCAAGGGCAACACCACGUGCGCCGUCGUGGAGGUGGACAAAAUGCUCUGCGAGGCGCUCGAGCUGGCUGGCUUCGAGGGCUGGAUUUCAGGCAGCUUGACGCAGCUCGAGGGGAUUCUGAACGCCACCAUGAACAGGUCGUCGAAGCAGUUCGGUGUGGACACCGCUUUCCGUUCGGCCUUAUUCAGAUUCGCCAGGGACACGUCGUGGCCUGCCAGCAGCCGCGACGACGGCUCCGCCUUCCCCCGCCUGGUGACGAAAGCCCUGGCAUCGGCUCAAAUCAAGGGGCUGGUCAACCAGACAUGCAGCGGCAUCGAGUACGACGAGGAAAGGCUGGCGUGCCGCAAGCACGCUCCCCGCGCCCUGUUCUGCCAGGCGCUCACCCAGACCGCCGCGAGGAUGAAGGACUCGGACGAGCUGGUUCCCAAGCUCGUGCAGGCCACGAAGCUCCGCGGAGAUGCGGAGGAGAUCAUCCUGUCCGCUCUGUACAAGGGGUUGCCGAACGUCACCAAGAACAUCCUGAAUAUGAGCAUGGAGCUCUCAUUCGAUCAGUGGCUGCGCAGCGGCGCUGACGCUGACCGCACCUUGAGGGCCAAGUGCAUCAUGGGCCACGCGAUGAAGCAGUACGUCGAGAAGAAGUGCGCGGACCCCUUGAGCGAUUGUGGCAUGCAGGUGUACGACUCGAUGAUCUGCGGGGCGCUGCAGCGUCUCGGGGACACAGUGGCGACGCCAGACAUCGAGAAGGGCCUUUAUCACGCAAUAGACAGCGACCAGAUCAACUACGAUCUCAUCACUCGCAGGGCGUUUGCUGCGAAGUUCAAGGCGCAGCCCAACCACACCCGCGGUCCCGAGCUCGACAAGAUGAAGGACAACGCCGACUACCAGCUGGCGCAGAUGAAGAAGAGGCUGCUGGCCAACAGCACGUUCCAGAAGCUCGUCAGCAGGACUUGCGUGCCCCUGAACCGCAUCCGGCCCAGCUGCUGGGAGACCACCCCGACCUUUCUGUUCUGCCAGGCCCUGUCCACCUCGGCCUCGCAGCUCCUCGGAGGGGCUGGGGUGUUCAAGCUCAUGCAGUCCCAGAAGGCCAUGGUGCCCAACUGAGCGGGCGCCCGCGUCCCUCCGGGAGGCCUCCUGCGCGCGGGCGGCACGCUCCGUCCUCCCCCUCUCCUCCUCCUCCUCCUCCUCCUCUCGUGACGUGACCGGCCCCCUCCCCCCUUUCCCGCCCUCCCAGUCACGCCCGCUGUCGCUACGGGGUACAGAACACUGCCUCCUCGUGCCGCGCGGGGCAUCCGCGAAAAAAGACGCUCCAUAUCUCCGCGGUGUCGCGGCCCAAAGGCCUGGCCCGCGAGGCCGUGGAGCUGUGGAUAGACUUCUCGCGCGCACGAAAGAGGGGCCCCAAGCCCGUGGGCCGGGGCGAGCGCGCCGUCGACCGCCGCGCUCGCCGCUCCGGUGUGGGCCGUGCGGCCGACCCCCGAUCCGCCGUAGUGUGGUUGAUUUUCCGAUUCAGCAGUGUCGGAAGUACACUCCACAGCAUGCGGAUACACAGGGCUGACGUGUCCCUUCGACAAUAUGGCGGGUAGCUCCGCAAAACCUCUCUCCGGCCUCGCUGCCCCGCCGCGGGCGCGCACGGACGGCUCGCGGACGAGCUCUCGCCGAGUGCGGCGCAGCCCCGGCAGCCCGGCGGGUCUGGCGCUCUCUUCGGCGACUGCAGCAGGUGUGGUUACAGUCGGGCCGAGGAGAAAAGAUCGAGAUUGGUUCGGGGAGGGUGCCCUCGUGUUCUCCACGUUCGUUGGGUGCUCUUGUGCAUCCUGGGGGGGGCACCUUACGGAUGUUCUGUGUGUUCUGGCUGGCGG
Prorocentrum cordatum is the source of this 2813-nucleotide messenger RNA. Lineage: Eukaryota; Dinophyceae; Prorocentrales; Prorocentraceae. The record is from the annotation of a GenBank genome assembly.